Dermacentor andersoni is the source of this 4832-nucleotide messenger RNA. RefSeq names its product A disintegrin and metalloproteinase with thrombospondin motifs 7-like. Gene Ontology annotation, biological process: proteolysis; extracellular matrix organization. The record is from RefSeq and is a predicted model, not a curated record. Gene Ontology annotation, cellular component: extracellular matrix. NCBI's taxonomy places the organism in Eukaryota, Metazoa, Arthropoda, Arachnida, Ixodida, Ixodidae. Gene Ontology annotation, molecular function: metalloendopeptidase activity.
ACGGCCGCCGCCGCGGAAUGGGCCAGGCGUCGUCGGUCCGCGGCUCUGCCGCCGCCGAGGCCCCGUCUGGACCGGACCGCGUUUAUUUUGGCGAGCAGUUGAGCGGAUGAGUGAACUUGGCCCAGCGGGAGCGCGCUCAGGGCGCAGGAAAUUGCUUCUCUCGCCCCCCACGCUCGUCGUAAUGAAUGUCUGGAGCAGCAGCGGCGGCAUGGCGACCGCCAUGGCUCCGCGCAGACGGCCGGCGGCGCCUGAAACCGAAACUGUUUACCCCUCGCGCCGCUUGAUUGACGGCGGCGCCACGGGCGGGCGCCCGCUCGGCCGCCGCCUCCUCCGACAGGUGUCUCGGUGGCGGCGGAUUUGUGACGUCACGGACCGCCAUUGUUGGUACGCGAGGCGCGCGGCUGGCUUGCGUCGGCUGCGCGGCCCCUCCCACCGCCGGGUUGGGUUGGCCGGGCUCUGUCCGCGCGACGUGACCCUCUCCCGGCCGGCGUCGGCUCGUCCCGCCGGCGGCCGCCGGCGCCCGUUCAGUCGCGCACCGUUGGGCCGGCUCCGCGUCGUCUCCCGAUGCUGUCGCUGCUGGGAUGUCGGGCCGCGUGUGGCGGCGGCCCAUGCCUGCUGCCGCUUUUACUGCUCCUCCUGCUCGCGGUUUUCCCACAAGCCGCGACGCUUUCCUUUCGGGGAAGCAGCCGGCAACCCGUUCGAGGCCGGCUUCGUGCGCACUGAGCGCGAGGACUACCUCGUCGAGCCGCUAGAGCCGCCGCGGGGUCAUGACCCCCAGCCUCAUCUGGUGUACAAACGAUCCGCCCCCUCGGGCGGCGAUUUUCCCGAAGAGUGGCUGUCGCGCGCUCAGGAUGUCGGCGGACGUCAGGCCUUGCCGUCCUUCUGCGCCACCAAAGGAGCUGCGUCCCCCGCCCACCACCACCACCACCACCACGGAGGGUCCCGUGCUGGUCCUCGGGAGCGCCAGCGUCGGCGCCGCCGUCGUCGCUCGGUGAGCCUGGAGCGUAACGUGGAGACGCUGCUGGUGGCCGACCGCACCAUGGUGGAGUACUACUCCAACGAGGACCUCCAGACGUACCUGCUCACCGUGCUCAAUAUGGUGUCCACGUUGUUUCAUGACGCAAGCAUAGGCAACGCCAUCAACGUGGUCCUGGUCCGCAUGAUUCUGCUGGAGCCAGAAGCUGCUCAGGAGGAGCCGCUGCCGUCGUCCGAGGAGCUGGACCAGCUGCGCGUGGACGAGUCGGCGGACGGGACGCUGAAGAGCUUCUGCCGCUGGCAGCGGUUCGUCAACCCGUCAGACGAGAGCCACCCGAACCACCACGACCUGGCUAUCCUCGUCACCAGGUUCAACAUGUGCGCGCCGGGGCUGGAGCUGUGCUCGACGUUAGGCCUGGCCGAGGUGGCCGGCAUGUGCCAACCGCAGCGUAGCUGCAACGUCAACCAGGACUCCGGGCUCACGCUCGCCUACACUAUCGCGCACGAGAUCGGCCACAACUUCGGCAUGAGCCACGACGGGCCGCACAACGGCUGCCAGGCGCCGGCGGGGCUCCGGCAGCACGUGAUGGCGCCCCACCUCAGCUCGGACCCGUCGCCUCUAGUGUGGUCCAAUUGCAGCCGAGAAGAGAUCACGCGCUUCCUCGACCGAGACUGGGGCAGCUGCCUCGACGACGAGCCGCGGGCGCACCAGUUCACGUUUCCGCUGCUGCCACCGGGCGCCAUGUACGACGCCGACCACCAGUGCCGGCUGCAGUACGGACCCGCUGCCCAGCACUGCGAUGGCAUCGAGGAAGUGUGCCGGACGCUGUGGUGCCGUCUGGACAACAAGUGCGUCACAAAGAUGGAGCCAGCCGCGCAGGGAACCGUCUGCGACAAGAACAAGUGGUGCUACCUGGGCGAGUGCACCGAGAUGGGCGAGCGUCCGGAGGCCAUCGACGGACACUGGGGUCCGUGGUCCAACUGGUCCGAGUGCUCGCGCAGCUGUGGAGGAGGCGUCAUGGUCUCCGAAAGGCACUGCGACCACCCGAGGCCGGCCUAUGGUGGACGCUACUGUAUCGGAGAGAGGAAACGCUACAGGAUGUGCAACACUCAGAGCUGCGCAGAGGACGCGCCAAGCUUUCGUGCCCUGCAGUGCAGCCACUUCAACAACGUCUCCUACCAAGGGGAGCUGUUCAAUUGGUCUCCUGUGUCGGCGCCCGCCACCCCGUGCCAACUGCACUGCAAGCCGGACGGCAAGUUCUUCGCGCGUGUGCUCAAGGAAUCGGUGACCGACGGCACGCCGUGCAGUCCCGGAUCCCGGGAUGUUUGCAUCAACGGCAAGUGCAGGCGCGUCUCCUGUGAUUGGGGCAUCGAGACGAGCGCCCGGGAGGACCGUUGCGGCAUCUGCCACGGCGACGGAACGCGCUGCAUUACCGUCCACAAGGAAUUCAACCAGAAGGAAGGCAUCGGCUACACGGAGGUGGGGCGCGUACCCAAGGGCGCUCGCAACAUCCGCGUCGAGGAGCUGGGCGCCUCAGGCAACUACCUGGCCGUCCAGGGAGCGACGGACGGCGAGUUCUUCCUCAACGGCGACUGGCUGGUCCAGUGGAGCGGCGAGUACGCGGCCGCCGGCACCACGCUCUUCUACCAGCGACAGGGCGAGCGGGACACGCUGCACGCGCCGGGACCUACGAAGCAGGAGCUGGUGCUCUACCUGCUGUUCCAGUCCGAGAACCCCGGGCUCAAGUACGAGUACACCGUGCCCGAGCUGAACGCGAGCCGCCGUCCCGAGUUCCACUGGCGCUGGUCGGACUGGAGCCCGUGCACGGUGACGUGUGGCGGCGGCUCGCAGGAGUCGCAGCCGCGCUGCUUCGAGAAGGAGGCCGGCCUCGUCGAGGACACGCACUGCGACCCGGCGUCGAGGCCGGCCACGCGCCGGAGGCCCUGCUCGCGGCAGCCGUGCCCGGCGCGCUGGUGGACCGGGCCGUGGCAGCCCUGCUCGGCCACCUGCGGCGGAGUGCGGCGCCACACCGUGCUGUGCGUGCGCUCGCGCGGCAAGGCCGACCAGCUGGCGCUGCGCCAGGAGGCCUGCGACCCGACCACCAGGCCCGACGACACCGAGCCGUGCCCCGACGACCCGCGGUGCCCCGGCGCGGUCGCGGUGCGCAACGGGACGGCCGGGACGGCGCUGCCGGAGGUGUGCGGACCGGACAGGCCUGACCUCUGCGCGACCACGGAGCUGCCGGUUGUGACCGACUCCGCACCUUGCAGCAACGACGCCAGCAACGACACCGGCUGCGAUUCAAGAUCGAGGGACGUCCCUCCGCGGCCCACCGCGAGCGUAGUAGACAUUCAGUCCAACACCGUGCUCGACAUACCUUUGGGCGACGCGCCUGGUGAUUUCUGGAACCUGUCCGGCAUAUCGGGCCUGCCCCAGAUCUUGGACCUUCCGGUGCCACGCAAAGUGGUGGUCCUAGAGGACGCUCGGUACGCCUGGCGGGCAUCCAAGUGGUCUAAGUGCUCUCGCGUGUGCGGCGGCGGGGAGCGGCACCGGCGAGUCAAGUGCGUGGACAAGGUGACGCAGAAAGAGGUUCCCCAGAAGUCCUGCUAUCUCCACACGCAGCAUCUAAAGCCCCCGGAAGAGUCCACGUGCAACAUCGACCCGUGCGUGCCGUGGCAAACGUCGGAUUGGUCAAGGUGUUCAGUGAGGUGCGGACCGGGCACGCGACAGCGCGAAGUGAGCUGCCCGCUGCGCGACCGGUGCGACCCGGCGCGAAGACCUUCCAACUCGAGCGCCUGCAACCGUGGGCCAUGCCACGACUCAACGCCCGGUUCUUCAACGCGGCUAGUACCUUAGAGAAGGACGGCGGACGGAUCCCGAUUCGGGAGUUUUCGAUGCCCUGUUGUCCCACCUAGCCCUCGGGCAUUUGCCGGCUGUCCACCGUGGGCUGCUGCGUUGCCGCCGCCUGCACCCGUGUGAUUUCGUGGUUUUUAUGAUUCAACGUGCAGUCGGAUUGUUGUGGAAAGCCGUCCGCGCCCGUCGUUGGUACCAAAAGUGCCAGCGCGUUAACACCAUUUACCACCAGAUGCAGAUACUGUGGCGUGUCCCUCUCUCUCUCUCUCUCUCUCUCUCUCUCUUUACGGAAGUAUAGCACACCAAUUUCGUUGUGCACGUGACCUUAAAAGUGCUAUACAUUAUACCACCCAAGUGUGUGCAUCUCUAUAAGGAGCGAGCGAGUCCGUGCAGCGAGUUUCCAAGAGUUCGUGGACCGUUGCGAGUGCGGUGACCGAUUCUUCAUCCAGCCUCUUCUCGUAUUUCUUUUAUCCUUUACAUAAUAUAAAAAGAAGCGUCACCAAUGCAAACGAGAACGCCCGCCAAAUCCAGCCCCCUACCCUCUCCUGGCGCAUCACCCCCGUCCGUCAUCGCCGUUGCUCACGUUCCAUUUCUCACCAAGCACCCUCUCCGCUCACGCCCCCCACCUCCUCCCCCCACUUGUGUUUUCGUAUGUUGGCGAUAGUGACACACCACCAAUGCCAAAUAGUAUUGCGCCUGGCAUUAUCGGGCUUUUCUUCGCAACCCCUUCACCCGACUGUCCACCGAAGGAGCCACCCUCAUGUACCGGGUGGUGGAUGUUAUUGUUUAUGGUACAGCGAAGUACAUACCUUGUACCUGUGACUCCUUUUGAAACGUUCAAUGUUUGUUGCUGCGUUGCAGCAUUUUUUUUUUUUCAAGUUAUAGCAAACGACUUGAUGAAGAAGAAGAAAAGUCGCAGUUGCGACAGAUAUGUUCGAGAGCACGCGUGGUGCGUUUACCUCCCUUUGUAUAUUUAUAUAUAUAAAAUGGCAACGUUUCUCGA